This is a messenger RNA of Neogale vison (American mink), 453 nucleotides long. It is a transcript of the gene TMIE, whose product is annotated as transmembrane inner ear. The record is from RefSeq and is a predicted model, not a curated record. The transcript is spliced from 4 exons. NCBI's taxonomy places the organism in Eukaryota, Metazoa, Chordata, Mammalia, Carnivora, Mustelidae. Bases 1 to 453 code for a protein of 150 amino acids.
AUGGCGAGGCGGCGACGGGGCGCGGGGCCCCUCUGGGCGCUGGGGCUCUGCCUCGCGAGGGUCGCCGGGCAGCUGGUGGAGCCCAGCACGGCCCCGCCCAAGCCCAAGCCGCCCCCGCUGACCAAGGAGACGGUGGUGUUCUGGGACAUGCGCCUCUGGCACGUGGUGGGCAUCUUCUCACUCUUCGUGUUGUCCAUCAUCAUCACUCUGUGCUGCAUCUUCAACUGCCGCGUGCCCCGGACCCGGAAGGAGAUUGAAGCCCGCUACUUGCAGCGGAAGGCCGCCAAGAUGUACACGGACAAACUGGAGACGGUGCCCCCCCUCAACGAGCUCACGGAGAUCCCCGGAGAGGAUAAGAAGAAGAAGAAGAAGAAGGACAGUGUGGACACCGUGGCCAUCAAGGUAGAGGAGGAUGAGAAGAAUGAAGCCAAGAAGAAGAAAGGGGAGAAAUGA